This is a messenger RNA of Fukomys damarensis (Damara mole-rat), 2530 nucleotides long. Its product is annotated as guanylate-binding protein 1. Gene Ontology annotation, molecular function: GTP binding; GTPase activity. Lineage: Eukaryota; Metazoa; Chordata; Mammalia; Rodentia; Bathyergidae. The coding region runs from base 268 to 2037 and encodes 589 amino acids. The record is from RefSeq and is a predicted model, not a curated record. The transcript has 12 exons.
AUGAUGUUUCCUCGCUCCAGUAUGCUCAAACUGACCCUCAAUCUUGAGAGAUAUUCCGAUAUAUUUUACACCUAAGGAACAUUUUAAAACAGCAAAUGGUUCCUGAGAUUUCUUCCAAGAAACAAUUUCAAGACACAGGAUGGCAAGUACAGAAGCCUGUUGACAUCGGAGGGUGAAAUAAAAGCUGCACAUAGAGCCAGAGGCAGAGAAGAAAGAAGCCAAACCACCUACGCUGUGGAGAAGAGCAGACGAGAGCACAGGCUGGACAUGGCCUCGGAGACCCACAUGCCAGGCCCAGUGUGCCUCAUCGAGAACGUGAAAGGGCGACUGAGGGAGAAUCAGGAAGCUCUGAGGAUCCUGUCUGCCCUUCCCAAGCCCGUCGUGGUGGUGGCUAUCGUGGGCCUCUACCGCACAGGCAAAUCCUACCUGAUGAACAAGCUGGCUGGGAAGCAAAAGGGCUUCUCACUGGGCUCCACAGUGCAGUCUCACACCAAAGGAAUCUGGAUGUGGUGUGUGCCGCAUCCCAGGAAGCCAAAUCAGACUCUCGUUCUGCUUGACACCGAGGGCCUGGGUGAUGUCGAGAAAGGCGACAACCAGAAUGAUGCCUGGAUCUUCGCCCUGGCGAUACUUCUGAGUAGCACCUUUGUGUACAACAGCAUGGGAACCAUCAACCAGCAGGCCAUGGACCAGCUGCACUAUGUGACUGAACUCACAAGUCGAAUCAGAGCAAAAUCUUCACCCAGGAAGAAGGAAGUUGAAGACUCGGCUGACUUCAUGAGCUUCUUCCCAGACUUUGUGUGGACACUGAGAGAUUUCUCCUUAGAUUUAGAAUUAGAUGGCAAUUCGAUCUCUCCAGAUGCCUACCUGGAAAAUUCCUUGAAGCUAAAGCAAGGUACCAGUCAGAAAGAUUUUAAUCUCCCCCGACUCUGCAUCCGGAAGUUCUUCCCCAAGAAGAAGUGCUUCAUCUUCGAUAGACCAAGUCAUAGAAAGAAGCUGGCCCAGCUCGAGACACUGCAUGAUGAUGAACUAGACUCUGAAUUUGUGAAGCAAGUUGGAGAGUUCUGUUCUUACAUCUUCAACUCUUCCAGGAUUAAAACACUUCCAGGAGGCAUCGAGGUCAACGGACCUCGUCUGGAGACCCUGGUGCUGACCUACCUCAGUGCCAUCAACAGUGGGGAUCUGCCCUGCAUGGAGAACGCAGUCCUAACCUUGGCCCAGAUAGAGAACUCAGCUGCCGUGAAGAAAGCCUUGGCCCACUAUGACCAGCAGAUGAGCCAGAAAGUGCAGCUGCCCACAGACACCCUCCAGGAGCUGCUGGAUCUGCACAGGGCCUGUGAGAGGGAGGCCAUCGAGAUCUUCAUGAAACAUUCCUUCAAAGAUGUUGACCAUCAUUUUCAAAAGGAAUUGGCGGGCCAGCUAGAAAAAAAGCGAGAUAACUUUUGUAAACAGAACAUGAAAGCAUCUUCAGAUCGUUGUACAGCUUUACUGAAGGUUAUUUUCAGUCCCCUAGAAGAAGAGGUGAAACAAGGAAUUUAUUCUGUAGCAGGGGGCUAUCAUCUCCUUCUUCAGAAGGUAGGAGACCUGAAGAAAAAGUACUAUGAGGAACCCAAGAAGGGGAUACAGGCUGAAGAGGUUCUGCAGAAAUUCUUGCAGUCCAAGGAGGAUAUGACUAUUGCCAUUCUACAGACAGACCAGACUCUCCAAGAGAAAGAAAAAGAGAUCGAAGUGGAACGUGUGAAAGCUGAAUCUGCAGAGGCUGCCACAAAAAUGUUGGAGGAAAUGCAAAAGAAAAAUCAGGAGAUGAUGGAACAGAAAGAGCAGAGUUAUCAGGAGCACAUCAGACAGUUGACUGAGAAGAUGGAGAGGGACAGGAAACAGCUGCUGGAAGAGCAGGAGAGGAUUAUCGCUGUUAAACUCCAGGAACAAGCCAAUCUACUAAGAGAGGGAUUCCAAAAUGAGAGCCGAGAACUUCAGAAUGAGAUAAAUCGUCUCAACUCAAAGUUAGAAAACUCAGGUUCUGGAUGUGUCAUACUCUAAAGAUCUGACAAAACAAACUUUCCUAUCGCCCUUAUUCUUUGAGGCAUAAAGAAAUUUUAGAUUUUAGAACAAGUGCUUCUUCAGUUAAUGUUACUUAAAAGUUAUAACCACAAAAACCUGCAUAGACAUGAAGUACAACACUUGAAGCCAAGUUCAGCUUCCUUAAAAGAUUGUAAAUUUUGUAUCAAGAAUAGAUUUUACCUCCAUACAAUUUUACAAAAUACUGAGUUUCAAUGUGAUAUUUUAUACAUGUGUAUACUGAUCGUAUACUGAUUCUAUCCAUAUCACCAUUACUCUCCCUUACACUUCCCUCUGGUUCCCAUUAAUUCCAUCCAUUUUCUUAAGGGAGUGACUAUAAAUGCCAUGUUGUUUUGCACAGUCAUGUGAAGCUCCUUCCUUCUGGACAAUUGUUUAUCCCUGUCCUAUGGGUUAUCCUUGAAAUCACUUUGGGUGAAUAGAAGAGGUGUAUGUAUAACCAAACAGAUUUUAAGAG